AUGGCGGCCUCUAUUACAUCUAUUUUAUUACUAUUUGUGACUUCUCUUAUGAAUGAGGGAACACGUUUUGUUUGUGGUAUUGAUGAAGGUGACUUUGAUUAUGAUGCCCUUCCUGGAACGACACACGAAUUCAAGAUAGAAGUUAAAGCUGGAGAGGAGGACUGUUUUGCCCAGAUGGUGGCGCUGGGAGCAGUGUUUCACGUGCAAUAUGAGAAAUAUGGUUCUGAGGGGCAGACAGUAACUAUUCGAAUGAUAGCGAUUGACCCGAGCUUAAAGACAAUUCAGAUCGAAGAUCCCAAAUCAGAGGGCUUCAUCAGCCACAAGGCGACGAUGGAGGGGUACCACCACGUCUGUAUGGACAACACACACUCCAGGUUUUCGGGAAAGAUCGUGUACAUCUAUAUUGUAACUUAUAUAAUGGAAGAAUGGGCAAAAUAUAUGGAAGAAAUCCAGAGUAUCAGCCUCACCGCACAAAACUUUUCCAGAACACUGACUGAUGUGCAGACCUCAAUAGACAUUGUCAGGUUCCACCAAUCAGAAAGCCGUAUGCACGUGGUGCGGGACUGGUAUUUAGCAAUAGGAAAUAACAAACACAUCAUGUACUGGUCCAUAUUCCAGAUCAGCGUCAUCAUCAUGACGUCAGUAUUUCAGAUUUUCUGUCUCCGGAGAUUAUUCCGCACUACAGCAGUGACACCGUCACAAAAACCUAGAGCCUAG
Molecule: messenger RNA, 717 nt
Organism: Saccostrea cuccullata (small rock oyster)
Lineage: Eukaryota; Metazoa; Mollusca; Bivalvia; Ostreida; Ostreidae
Product: transmembrane emp24 domain-containing protein 6-like
Exons: 5
Coding region: 1-717 (238 amino acids)
Biological process (GO): endoplasmic reticulum to Golgi vesicle-mediated transport; Golgi organization; intracellular protein transport
Cellular component (GO): COPII-coated ER to Golgi transport vesicle; endoplasmic reticulum-Golgi intermediate compartment; Golgi apparatus
Source: RefSeq, a predicted model, not a curated record